Messenger RNA from Diceros bicornis minor, 509 nucleotides. It is a transcript of the gene RPS20, whose product is annotated as ribosomal protein S20. Gene Ontology annotation, cellular component: ribosome; cytosolic small ribosomal subunit. The transcript is spliced from 4 exons. Gene Ontology annotation, biological process: translation. Gene Ontology annotation, molecular function: RNA binding; structural constituent of ribosome. The record is from RefSeq and is a predicted model, not a curated record. Lineage: Eukaryota; Metazoa; Chordata; Mammalia; Perissodactyla; Rhinocerotidae. The coding region runs from base 114 to 473 and encodes 119 amino acids.
GAGGAAGACGGGCUCGCAGCCGUUGGGGAGGGUCUGUGCCCCGCUCCUGCUCCUGACUCACCGCUGUUCGCUCUCGCCGAGGGACAAGUCGGUCAGGAAGCCGCGCCGCAGCCAUGGCGUUUAAAGACACCGGGAAGACCCCCGUGGAGCCGGAGGUGGCGAUUCACCGAAUUAGGAUUACUCUAACCAGCCGCAAUGUAAAGUCUUUGGAGAAGGUGUGUGCUGACUUGAUCAGAGGCGCGAAGGAAAAGAAUCUCAAAGUGAAAGGACCAGUUCGGAUGCCUACGAAGACUCUGAGAAUCACGACAAGAAAAACUCCUUGUGGUGAAGGUUCUAAGACUUGGGAUCGCUUUCAGAUGAGGAUCCACAAGCGACUCAUUGACUUGCACAGUCCCUCUGAGAUUGUUAAGCAGAUUACUUCCAUCAGUAUUGAGCCGGGAGUCGAGGUUGAAGUCACCAUUGCAGAUGCUUAAAUCACUUUUUUUAAUAAAUUGAUUACCGGUUGUUAA